GAUGCACGCGACUGUUUUUGGGCGACAGUUCAACUCGGUUGUCCAUAAAGAUUAUAUCUUUGACAAGUAAGGGCCGGGGAUUUGGUUUACCUCUGGAAAUUUCUGGAGAGAACCAGUGGUUUGGAGACGUAUCCAUAUCAAGACCGAUGAAAGAUAUAACCUUAAAGGAAAUUGGAAUUUACAAUCACUAUAUGGGUUUCGAGAGUGUUCUCAUUCCUUCGAUGACAUCCAUGCUGCCACCCAAAGCCAGCAUUGAGAGACUGACCGAAGAUUUCAUUGUCGGCCUGGAAAAGAACUAUCCAUCCACUGUGAGCACCGUUGUAAGAACAGGAUCUAAACUGUCACUUCAAAAUUCCGUUAAUACAGAGGAUCGUUGUGCGGUGUGUCUAAUGCCGCGUCAAAAAGGAAAUAGGAAUUGGAAGAACAGGAUAACUGUGAUGAAGAUUCCAUCAUUAUCCAUCACCACAAAAAUUUCUCAAGGUCAGAAAA
Messenger RNA from Acaulospora colombiana, 489 nucleotides. The record is from the annotation of a GenBank genome assembly. Lineage: Eukaryota; Fungi; Glomeromycota; Glomeromycetes; Diversisporales; Acaulosporaceae.